CUGAAGAGGAACAUACUGUCAAAAAGUCCGGUGAACGUUUGUCAAAAAAGUGUAAAGUUUAUUUGUUUAUUUAUUUCGUGAAUACAUAAAAUUAUUGUUAGAAUUGCGUUAUUAUCAAGUAAUUAUUAUUACUGUUAACGCAGCAAUACAGCCCUCACAAUUUUUGCAAAUGGAAAAAACGGAAAUUGUCGACGAAAUUGGUCACACAUUUCUUACAGAUCAAGGAUAUAUGGUUCAUGCGGAUGAUAUUGAAGAUGAUCAGCUGACUGCCGAAAAUACGGACGAUUCAAAUCAUGACGCUACGGAUAAGUUGGGAGCACCGCUUCGCGAGCAAGAUCGCUUUCUGCCUAUAGCUAAUGUCGCCAAGAUAAUGAAAAAGGCCAUUCCUGAAACUGGCAAGAUCGCCAAAGACGCCAGAGAAUGUGUACAGGAAUGCGUGUCAGAGUUCAUCAGCUUUAUCACAAGUGAGGCGAGCGAUAGGUGUCACAUGGAAAAACGGAAAACGAUUAACGGUGAAGAUGUACUUUUCGCCAUGAGCACUUUGGGUUUCGAUAAUUACGUGGAUCCCCUUAAAAUUUACCUGCAAAAGUAUAGAGAGUGUAUUUUACAGGCCGCUAAAACGGAAAAAAGUUUACAUUCUUCUGAAAUCUUGUACGAAGAGGUGCCAGAAGAUCCGUUUAAUUCCGGGACUGUUAUGACAACAGAAAAUGGACCUGCAGAAACCGUUAUAUACACGUAUCAGGAUAAUAAUGUGCAUCAGUUUCAAUUAGGUUAAUCUCUGUUGUUACAAUACGUAGGCCUAGUUUGUGUGUCCAUCUUUUAUAAUUGUUUAGUAUUUAAAAUAUUCCUUUGAGGAUUAUAAAACCGAGGAAAGUAAUAUUCUUUCACAUGAUUGUAAUUUUGUAAUAAAAAUAGUGCUGUAAUCCAAGGAAUUUCUUUGUAAAACCUUCAUUGUGUAAUGUGCAUGCUUACAAAACUCAAGAAAUAAAAUGCACCCUGUAUAGGUAUAUACAGGGUGUAAAAAUGG
Molecule: messenger RNA, 1027 nt
Organism: Photinus pyralis (common eastern firefly)
Lineage: Eukaryota; Metazoa; Arthropoda; Insecta; Coleoptera; Lampyridae
Gene: Nf-YB
Product: transcriptional activator hap3
Exons: 6
Coding region: 170-775 (201 amino acids)
Biological process (GO): regulation of transcription by RNA polymerase II
Cellular component (GO): CCAAT-binding factor complex; nucleus
Molecular function (GO): RNA polymerase II cis-regulatory region sequence-specific DNA binding; protein heterodimerization activity; DNA-binding transcription activator activity, RNA polymerase II-specific
Source: RefSeq, a predicted model, not a curated record